Molecule: messenger RNA, 1245 nt
Organism: Eruca vesicaria subsp. sativa (arugula)
Lineage: Eukaryota; Viridiplantae; Streptophyta; Magnoliopsida; Brassicales; Brassicaceae
Source: the annotation of a GenBank genome assembly
AUGGUGGGAGAUAUUGCUAAGAGAUGGAAGGAACUGAGCGGCAAUAGCAAAUGGAAAGACCUACUUGAUCCUCUUGACUUGGAUCUACGCCGUUACAUCCUCCACUACGGAGACAUGGCUGAAGUCGGAUACGUUACCUUUAAUAGUGACCGCCGGUCCAAAUAUGUAGGAGAUAGCUGCUACACUAAGGAAGAUCUCUUUGCUCGUACCGGCUACCUCAAAGCCAACCCUUUCAGGUAUGAGGUGACUAAGUACAUAUAUGGAACAUCGUCAAUAAGGUUACCGGAAUGUUUCUUAAUCAAGUCAUUGUCAAGGGAAGCAUGGAACAAAGAGACUAACUGGUUAGGUUACAUUGCGGUGGCCACUGACGAAGGAAAAGAGUUGUUAGGGAGAAGAGACAUUGUUGUAGCAUGGCGAGGGACUAUUCAGUUGUAUGAGUGGGCUAACGAUUUUGAUUUCCCACUUGAAUUAGCUACCUCGGUUUUCCCACCAACUGACCCGAAUGACCCAAGUGACCCCCCUCGUAUUGCAAAUGGUUGGCUGUCUCUUUACACAACCUCUGAUUCACGAUCACGUUUUGACAAGACCAGUGCACAAGAACAGGUUCAAGGAGAGCUCAAAAGGUUACUAGAACUGUACAAACAUGAAGAAGUUAGCAUCACCUUUACAGGCCAUAGCUUGGGCGGAGUUCUAUCGAUUUUAUCAGCCACAGACUUUCUCCAUAACGAAUGGCGUAAGACCACAACAUGUCUUGAAGACACGCUUUCUUGUGUCACGGUUUUUGCUUUCGGCAGUCCCCGCAUAGGUGACCUUAACUUCAGAAGACUGGUCGAGUCGCUACAAAAACUCAACAUCUUGAGAAUAACAAAUGUCCCCGAUCUCAUUCCGCAUUACCCGGUGUUCAGGUUCAGAGAUGUAGGGGAGCAGCUUGAGAUCAACACGUUGAAAUCAGAGUACUUGAAACGGUCUCUAAACCUUGGGCAUUUUCAUAACCUGGAGGCUUACUUGCAUGGUGUGGCAGGGACACAACACAACCAAGCGGAGUUCAAGCUGGAGAUUAACCGGGAUAUCGCGCUGGUCAAUAAGGAUUUAGAUGCUCUUCAAGAUGAGUACUUAGUGCCUGGGCAUUGGUUGGUUCUUGAGAACAGAGGGAUGGUUCAAGCGGAUGACGGGACAUGGAUUCUUAAUGGGGAUAUGGGAAAGAGUGAUCAAGAAGAAGAAAAAGACGAAUGCGAAUUACCAUGA